AUGUCAUUUCUACACACAAAAAUUUGUAUCACACAAAAAAAAUCAAUAUGGCCUCAACCACCACAUCUCUCCUCCUCCUCCUCUCUCUAUUUUCGACGAUCGUGCCUCCGUUCACGGAGGCACAAUCAAUGCCACCGAUGGCGACUGCAGAGUCGCCAUCGAUGUCGAUGUCGCCAGGUUCAGAAGGGCCGGCGACAUCGGGUGGGAUGGAUUGUAUGACAGUGUUACUAAACAUGUCAAGUUGUUUGACAUAUGUUGAACAAGAUAGUAAAUUGAGUAAGCCAGAUGAACAAUGUUGUCCUUCACUUGCUGGAUUAUUGGAUAGUAACCCUAUUUGUUUGUGUCAAUUACUUGGUAAUCCUGAUAAAAUUGGUAUCCAAAUUGAUGUUAACAAGGCAUUAAAACUUCCUAAUGUUUGCAAAUUGGAAACUCCACCAGUUAGUGCUUGUGCAGCAAUUGGUAUCCCAAUUGCAGCUCCAACAAGUGCUGAAGUUCCUGUUGAGUCACCUGGUAUAACAAAUGGUGAAGUUUCAGCUCUUUNUAUAGGAGGUUUAGCUUCAAGUCCUACUACAUCAGAGGAUAAAAAUAAUGCAGCUUCAAUUAUGACAUUUUUCAAGAUGCAAUUGGUUCUAAGCUUGGGAAUUAUAUUCUUCGUAACUAUCUACUGAGUCGAUAUUCGUCUAUGAGAGGCACACUCGUAUGAUACGUCUUUUGAAGUUUUCCCUUCUGAUUUAACCACAAAUUCUUGAAAUUAAUUCUUCAUAGAGACACUAAUAAAUUAUAUUAUCGUAUUAGAAUUAAAUUAAUUUAUGUUUUGUAAUUCUCAUUAUCUUUGAUUUUCAUACUUCCAAAAUCAUUGUUGAUUUUGAGAAAUUUGAUAGAUAUUGGAUUUUUCUAGUGAUAUGGAUGAUUAAUUUGAAUAUUUUAAUUAUGUAAUGUAAUGUUUUGUUGUGAUUUUCUCUACAUGUAAUUGUUACAAUUAUUUGUUGAGAUAAAUUGAUUUUA
This is a messenger RNA of Solanum pennellii, 1005 nucleotides long. RefSeq names its product non-specific lipid transfer protein GPI-anchored 2-like. The record is from RefSeq and is a predicted model, not a curated record. The coding region runs from base 48 to 668 and encodes 206 amino acids. The transcript has 4 exons. NCBI's taxonomy places the organism in Eukaryota, Viridiplantae, Streptophyta, Magnoliopsida, Solanales, Solanaceae.